Molecule: messenger RNA, 4309 nt
Organism: Momordica charantia (bitter melon)
Lineage: Eukaryota; Viridiplantae; Streptophyta; Magnoliopsida; Cucurbitales; Cucurbitaceae
Product: pesticidal crystal cry8Ba protein
Source: RefSeq, a predicted model, not a curated record
AGAAAAAAGCUCGCGAAAGAGUACUACUUGAAAGUUGAAACGGCAGCCCCUUGGUUUGCAGUGGGUUUCAGAGCUAAAAAGCUUGUAGGCGAAGCAAACUUUUUUCUUGAUUUUUUUUCUUCAAAUCUCGUACUCCGAAGCGUUCUUUGUCGAUCUUCUCUCCCUGUCAUUCUGCGUGAUUUACCAAGCGGCAUUGCAUUUUUGUCGAGUUUGUUUCGAGAAAGGAGCUCUGAGCUUUGAUUCUGAAGCGAGUUCGUGGUCUGGAUGAUGAUUCUAGCUUGAACUUUGGAGACGUUUGAGAUUUGAUUUUGCGGUAGGUCGGACUGAAAGGGAGGUAGUAUGUUCACCGAAGGACUUGAUAAAAGUGCCCUUCGAUGGGUUCGCGAGAACGAUGCUGGGGUUUGUACUUCAAAUAUGAGGUCUCGAGCCGAUCCAAUUACCGGCAUCAGAGCUGGUACUGGAGGAAGGGGAUUCGGACUGCCGCCGCCGUCGAAAUUCAGGAGUGGGCACUUGCCGGCAAGUGCGAUUCCGGUCUCGAGAACCAUUGCUGUUGGUGUGGAUGACAGUGCGUCUGCUUCAGAGAAUGACAUGAGCACUGACUCUGAGGAGGAUGUCUAUGGAACUAGAUAUUCGUUAGACUCGUCCCCCCAACGCAACAGAGUCCUGAAUCGUUAUGCUUAUAGAUAUGGAAAUCAUUUGCAAGGGAGGUCGAAUAAUGGGAGUGAUUUUUACUCGGAUGUUAGUUCAUCGAGGGAAACGUUGGCAGGGGGUCGUAGGCAAAUGCCCGAAAGAAUGACGAGUAAAAACGGGAGAUACCCAACUAGGCAAAAUGGUUAUACAGAAGAAGAUUCUUCCGAUUCUGCUGCAAGUUCUGAAUUUUCUACUACACAAGUUGGGGGAAGUAUUAAUGGGGCUAUACCCAGGAAUAGAGCUUCCAUGGCUUCAGAGGGCUACUCAUCAAGUCUGCCAUCACGUAUCAAUGUGGAAAAUGCGCCUAAGGAUCUGCAGAAUGGAAGGUUUUCCGAUGAAGACGAUAUUCCCAGUGCCCCUCCUUUUUGUGCUCCAUCUCAGGAAAUUAAACAAUGUGCUGAGAAAAAUGAAUAUGUGAAGGCUGAUGGCACACAUGAUCAUAGAACUGCAUCUCGAGUUGAGCUCCAGCAUGGAAAUAAGAGCAGCGACCAGUUCGUCAGGCCAAUGAAUUCAGAAGCUGCUGGCAGUUCAGGACCAGCUCGCAUCCCCACAUAUAAUGCCAGUGCUUUAGGGCCUUGGCAUGCUGUCAUAGCAUAUGAUGCAUGCGUGCGUUUAUGUCUUCAUGCUUGGGCAAUGGAAAAUAUGGAAGCUCCAAUGUUUCUGGAAAAUGAAUGUGCAGUAUUACGGGAUGCAUUUGGUUUACGCCAGGUACUCUUACAGUCAGAGGAUGAAUUGUUGGUGAAGCGCACUUCAGAACUUGCCAAUGAGGGAGCUCCCACUAAACCAAAGAAAACUAUAGGCAAAAUAAAGGUGCAAGUUCGUAAAGUGAAGAUGGGGCUGGAUCCACCAACAGGCUGUAAUAUUUUAGCUAUAAGGCCACCUGUAAUAAAACUGGACACCCUCAAGUAUCAAUUUUCUAGCUUCCAGUCAGCUGUAGUUUCUGGAUGGCAUGCUCUACAUAAAGUUCGUGUUGCACCUCGAGUACCUCCAAACAGUUCUCUAUCAAGACAAAGCAUGGCAUAUGUGCAUGCAAGCACCCAGUACAUCAAACAAGUAUCCAAAGUCCUGAAAGCUGGUGUCACAACCCUGCGCAACAAUUCAUCAUCGUAUGAGGUAGUGCAAGAAACAUACUCAUGUUUGCUAAGACUAAAAAGUUUAGCCGAGGAGGAUGCCGUCAAAAUGCAAGCUGGAUCAGGAGAAACUCAUGUUUUCUUUCCAGAUGGUCUGGGUGAUGAUCUAAUAACUGAAGUUCAGGAUUCCAAUGGAAGGCAUAUUGGACGUGCCCUCCUUCAAGUAGCUGCCAUUGCUGAUAACCCAGCAGACAAGUUACGUUGGUGGUCUAUUUAUCAGGAGCCUGAACAUGAGCUCGUGGGCAAAAUUCAACUCUAUGUUAAUUACUCAGCAAGUACAGAUGAUAACCCAAAGUGUGGUUCUGUGGCAGAAACAGUAGCAUACGACCUAGUUCUUGAAGUUGCCAUGAAAGUUCAGCAUUUUAAACAGAGGAAUCUUGUGUUGAGUGGUUCCUGGAAAUGGCUUUUGACAGAGUUUGCAUCAUACUAUGGCAUUUCAGAAGUAUAUACCAGAUUAAGAUAUCUUUCAUAUAUCAUGGAUGUGGCCACGCCAACAGCUGACUGCCUCACCUUGGUGUAUGACUUGCUCAUGCCUGUUGUUAUGAAGGGCCAUGACAAGAGUACGUUGAGUCAUCAAGAGAACCGAAUUUUAGGUGAAACUAGGGAUCAACUUGAGCAGAUACUUGCUCUUGCUUUCGAGAAUUACAAAUCACUUGAUGAAGCAGCUCUCUCGGGUCUUAUGGAGGUCUACAGACCAGCAACUGGGGUUGCAGCGCCUGCCAUAGAACCUGCAGUUAAAUUGUACACACUUCUUCAUGAUAUCUUAUCUCCAGAGGCUCAGACUUCCUUGUGCCAUUAUUUCCAGGUUGCUGUGAAGAAGAGAUCAAGGAGGCACUUGAGUGAGACAGAUGAAUUUAUGGGUAACAACAAUGAAGGCAGUUUGGUAGAUACCAUUACUAUGUCUAGUGCUUACGAAAAGAUGAAAUGGGUGUGUCUUAACAUUAAGGAGGAGAUAUUUUCUGACAUUGAGAUCCAUAAUCAAAAUAUACUUCCCAGCUUUAUAGACCUACCAAAUCUGUCUGCUUCCAUAUACAGCACGGAGCUUUGCACUAGACUGCGUUCUUUCCUUAUUGCUUGCCCACCGACUGGCCCUUCACCUUCAGUAGCAGAACUUGUUAUUGCGACUGCCGAUUUUCAGAGGGAUCUUGCCAGAUGGAAUAUCAGUCCUGUGAAAGGCGGUGUCGAUGCAAAAGAAUUGUUCCACUUGUAUAUUCUGGUGUGGAUCCAGGAUAAGCGCCUAUCAUUGCUUGAAACGUGCAAAUUGGAUAAGGUUAAGUGGUCGGGAGUUAGGACUCAACAUUCUACAACGCCUUUUGUCGACGAUAUGUAUGACCGAUUAAAGGAAACUUUGAGUGACUAUGAAAUUUUCAUUUGUCGAUGGCCCGAGUACACCUUUGUUUUGGAGCAAGCUAUUGCAGAUAUUGAAAAGGCAAUAGUGGAGGCGUUGGAGAAGCAGUAUGCUGAUGUAUUGUCGCCACUGAAAGAAAAUUUAGCACCCAAAAAGUUUGGGCUUAAGUACGUCCAGAAACUUGCGAAACGAUCUGUGAGCUUGUACACCGUCCCCGACGAGCUGGGGGUUCUAUUAAAUUCCAUGAAGAGGAUGCUUGAUGUUCUACGGCCAAAGAUAGAAGCCCAAUUUAAGCGGUGGGGUUCUUGCAUUCCUGAAGGUGGAAAUAUAAUUCCUGGAGAGCGUCUUAGUGAAGUCACGGUCAUGCUCAGAGCAAAAUUCAGAAACUAUUUGCAAGCAGUAGUGGAAAAGCUUGCUGAGAACACGAAGUUACAAAGUGCAACAAAGCUGAAAAAAAUUCUACAAGACUCCAAAGAAGUGGUGAUUGAAUCAGAAAUACGAAACAGGAUGCAGCCACUGAAAGAUCAGUUGACAAGCACGAUAAAUCAUCUUCAUACUGUCUUCGAGAGUCAUGUCUUUAUUGCUCUAUGUCGAGGUUAUUGGGAUCGAAUGGGACGGGAUAUCUUAAGCUUCAUGGAGAACAGGAAAGAGAACCGGUCAUGGUAUAGAGGCUCACGAAUCGCAGUUUCGGUUCUCGACGACACAUUUGCCUCGCAGAUGCAACAGUUGCUUGGGAAUUCGCUACAAGUGAAAGACCUCGAGCCACCAACCUCAAUCACUGAAGUUCGAUCGAUGCUAUGUAAAGAUUGAGGGCAGGCAGGCCAACCGAAUUCUUGCUCGUGCUCUACGGAUCUGAGUUGAAACAAGUGGUAGAUUUGGGCAUGAAUAUUCAACAAGCAGGAUUUGCCAAAGUGCUAACCUAAAAUCUUGUUAGCAUGAAGAUGUUAAAGUCAAUUUUGAUUAGAAGAAAGAAAUGUUGUGUUAAAAAUGCAGCUGCUGAGUCCAUUUUGUAAAAGGGAGUUGGCUACUCGGCUGCCCCAAAUUUUCUUUUGAUGUCUUCAAUAGUGCACUAUAUAACUAUAGAGAUGUAGAGGAUGUAUAUGUGUAAUAUUACAUAAUUAUAGUUAUUAUUUUUUUCGUA